CGUCCAGCGCAUGCGUGUAACAACGCAAGACAACCAUGCGAAAACCAGUGAAAUGAGUAAGUAUCAUCAAAAAUGUUUGUCUUUCAAACUGAGUAUAGUUAACAUAUUUGUUAAUCUUAGACUUAACUACUAAUGAGAAUUUGGCUAAGAUCUUCAACAUUUAGAAAUAUGUUGCAAAACUGUCAAGCACAUCGCCACUGGAAGUUACCGUGUCAAUCAACAUGGCGGCAAAAUAUUAAUGACAUAGGAUAGAUUUGUAUACAAAAAACUAAAAGUCCACAACAUAUUCAUUUUUAUUUCAACUUAUCAAAAAAGCACAAAACAAAGGCACAUAAAAAGCAUGUAAAUUUUCUGAGUAACAUCUGGAAAACAAAAAGAUUUGUCAUAAAUAGAUGUACCCUUACAAAUUAAAAAAAAAAGUAUUAUGAGAUUUUCCCUACCCGCUCAUAUGUCACGUGAUUUGGGCUUAGACAGGGUUACCCAAAAAUUUUAGUCAGCCAGAGUUAUUCCUCCAACCUAUUAAAGAAUAAAUUGUUUUUAAUUUGAAUCUAAUUUUACUUUAUUUUAAGUUAAUAUUGUUUCCAGGUGACAAAAAUUUUGGAAAAAUAAAACGUGGUCAGCAGAUUGAUAUAACCGGCUCGACCUUCGGGUACGGUAGCGGGUUUUAAUCUCAAACUCAAAGAAAGGGUGCACCAUACAAAAAUAAUCAGCACGGUAUCAGGGUAGUGUCAGUGGGCUUAGACUUAGACCAGUGGUGUUAUCCUACCCGUUCUUCAAAUUAUGAAAGCUUAGCGAAAUGGUUGUUUAAAAAUAAAUUAAUUCAAGGUGACCUUGAAGGUUGCUGAAUAUGUUCAGAAAGAUAAUUACAUUUUUAAAUAGUGGAACAAUAUAUGUUCAGGCUUGAAAAAAAAAAUUAUAAAAGCAUGUAUAGGCAAAACGCCUUCUUCAGCAGACAAUACAAAAUUAGAUGAGAAAUUAUUUGCAAUUGAAAAACUCAAGUGUUCCAAAAUCACAAUGAAGCUUGGUCAGUCUUUGUAUAGAAAAAAGGGCAAAAUUGUUAUUUCUUUGUUUUCACAUCUACACAUAAAUUAUUCCACUAUUUAUUUACUUCUUAUGGCUUGUAUGCAUUCCCCCAUAAAGAUAAUAUUGCUUUAUAGAACUGAUCUUGGAAAUUUGGAAUGCCAACACUGAGUCCACCGGGUUGGAGUAGUUAAACCCUUUAAAAACUUCUACACUCCUGAAAUAACUUAAUAAGAAGCAAUGUUGAGUUUUAAAGUUCUUAAUAUCUGAAUUAAGGAGAAACAUAUUUUCAAAAAUAUUUUUACUCAAUGCAAAUCCCCAGGCAAUGCUUUAAACUUGUAAAGUUGUACAUAAUAAUUCAAUAAUAUUAACAAUAUGUUGUAACAUCUCACCAAUAUUAUGGUAGUGUUAAUGUUUUUACUAACAAUGUAUUGCAUGGAACAUUGUCAUUUUCUCCACUCUUAAUUUUAAAAUUAAAAUUUUACAACCACCACUCCAUCCCCCAACCCAAAAAGCCAAUAUUUUUUAUGUAAUUUGUUUUUUUUAAAUAUAUUUUUUUGUGCUAUCAUAAUAAUUGGUUCGUUUCAUUAUUCCUUUUUAUAAUUAUUUAUCAUUUGUCUAUCUUAGACUCAAUGUUAUUGGUAUUUGUAAACCUUUAGACCUGCAAAUGCUUAAAUUGUAAUUGUACAAUGUGUAUCGUUUAAAAUUUUAAGUCAGUGAAGCUAAGGAUGUUAAAAAUGUAUACAAAUAAAUGCCUUACUCUUAUUUACGCAUUAACAACAACUUUUGCAAACAAAUUUUUACUUCUAAACUCUGUUAAUUUCUUAAAAUGCAAUAACAAAUAAUAUAAAGUAGGAUUACUUUACAUACAGGCCAACAAUCUAGACCUAAGAGUAAGAGUGGGAACAGCCUAGGCCUUUUGACAAUUCAGUUUUUUACACAAUGAAAUGAUCUAGGAAAAAAGCAAAUAUCUAGUUAACACACACACAUAUAUAUAUAUAUAUAUAUAUAUAUAUAUAUAUAUAUAAAUAUAUAUAAAUAUAAAUAUAUAUAUAUAUAUAAAUAUAUAUAAAUAUAUAUAUAUAUAAAUAUAUAAAUUAUAUAUAUAUAUAUGGGAAAAUUUAAUAUUUGCAGAUUUUAAACUACCAAACUAAGACUGAACCAUAAAAAGAAGUAGGUCUAUCAUUUUAUCAAUAAUACUUUUAAUUAUUGAUAGCCCUUCUUAUUUAUUAAGGACAUAAAUAUUUGCAGUUUAUUGGUUUAUUUAUUCCUCUCACAUUUACUAUUUUUAUCGUCUCUUUAUUUCGUUUUGUUAACAUAUAAGUGUAAUCGUAUAAGUACCAGACACUUGGUCAGUUUCAUUUACAAACCAUGUUGUACACGAAAUAAUUCUGUUACACACAUCAAGGCAGCUUUGAGACGACCCCUGCCCUACAUAACAAAGUAUAGUUAGCAUUGCACCUAGCUGGCGGCGUUUACAAUGUGCCGUCCAUUAUGGUCAUACAUUUUAAAAAGAAAUUAAACAUGAAUGACCUAACCAAAUAUUCAUUGAAUAAAGAGUCAUAUUUUAUGGUUUUUUCCAGUGAUUUCUGCCAAUUUUGUAUUUUUAAAUCGAAUAAAAUGUAUGAAUAGUAAUAAUAAUGUAGUUUCGGCUCAAGUUUCGGGGAUUUUAAAUUUCUUUUAUCCAUUCUUCUAUGUAUUAAUUUCAUUGAAAUUGAAUGAUUGACCACCAGCCACCACUCAACCUAAACUAAAGAAGGUGCAUUGAGAAGUUGGCUUAUUGGGCGUACUGUAUUUUAAUGCCGAUUUUGAAUAUCAUUUGAACCAUUUCUUUAACCCAACACCACCCUGAUAUACGUUUAUUGAUGACACAAGCACCAUCUCUAGACUUUUUAAACAUUUAUUAGUUAACCCUGCAUUGGCUGAUUGGCACUUUGCUCACGAAGUAGCAAAACACCUACAAACUACAAAACACAUUAAACAUAAGCCAGAAAUAGUUCACCGAAAAUGCCGCCCCAGAAAGUAGUUAGAGGUGCCCCACCGCACCCUCUUCCUACGCCAGUCUUAAGUUGUAGUCUAACCAUCUUGACCAUUGAUAUAGUUUUGGUGAGUUGACUUGAUACAUGUUUUGGUGAGUUGACUUGAUAAAUGUUUUGGAAAGUAGCGGUCUCUAACCCUAUCAGUGUAAAGUAAUUCAAAACUACCGACGUAGCCGAAACAUGGGCGUCCGCCCCGGUAGAAGGGCGUCAAAACAACCUCGGGGGCGUCUCUUUUAAUGAAAUUCUUUAUGUUUUCGGUCCGGGUGGGUGAAUGGGGCGCAAAGAGCCAAUAUUAAGGUCGCACAGGGCGCCGAAAAGUCUAGUUUGGGCUCUGCCUACCCGUAUAUUUUUAAGUAUUUGUAUUAGGCCUUUAUAAUGAAUAAAUUUUUAUAUUGAAGAUAGAUUACUAUUUUUUUACUUCAAACAUAGAAAUAUUUUUACUAUACUGUUCCCUUAAUAAAUUUGUUAGAAGUCGCACACGCCCCGCCCCCUUUUUUUUAAAAAAUGCGUGUAUGGGGGGCGGGUAAUGUAAUACAAGUAACAAGCACUUCAAUAUCUGGACAGAAAAUAAAAAUAUCAUUGCAAUUAACUAGGUCGGUGGUCGACAAAUCGCGCAAAUCUGUAGCGACCUUACUGCGGCUCGGCCAGUCGGCCACAAAUAGGUUUUGAAUCCGAAAAAUAUGGGUUUUGAGAGGUUCUUGAAAAGAAAUUUGGCUCUAACAAUUGUCCUGCUGCUGAUUUUUGGCUCUUUUGACUUAAGAGUUUUCCGACCACUGGACUAGGUGGUUAUGUGAAAUACCCGUACACAUAAAAUCACAGGAUUGACCUUCCUAACAAACUUCUCUAAAAAAAUACCUUUAUUUGCAUCAUAACGGGAUACAAAUUAUCAUCCAUUUAUUUCCUAUUGGCUUAAUAUAAGUAUGUACUUAUUUGUAAAUUCAAAUUAUUUGUUAAAGUUAUCAUAUUUUGUGACUGUAGGACGAUAAUUGUAGUAUAAUACUACUACUACUACUAGUACUUAUUAUUACCGAUAUAUAUUUCAUUUUUUCCUCAUUGUACUUACUCGUGGACGCUUUAACUAAUACUGGGCGACCAGCUAGGACAGAGAAACAGAGAAAGGGGGGAGGGGGGGGGGGGGGCGGCUACAAUUGUAAAUAAUCGUCAUGCUCAUAUAUAUCUAUACAGAUAUACUUUUAUUAUUAAAUUAUANUGUGGACUGUUUGGGGGGGGGGGUGGGGGGGUUGGAAGGAUGUAUUUAUUAGGCUUCGCCACGGAAAUAGCCUUUCCUCGGCACCAUCUUGAAAAUAUACAAUAAAUAAAUAUACAAAACAAAGCACCACACACACUAUGAAAAUAAAUGCUUGAAAAUAAUAACACAUCUAAAUAAUGAGUCUCAACAUAUAAAUAAUAAGAUUAGAAAUAAAUUUACAUAUUGGCCUAUAAAUUAAUAAGAAUUUAAUGAAUUUUGACAAUUUUGUUUUUUACCUUUAAUAAUACUUGAUAAAAAUAUUUUUAAAAAUAAUUUUCUUUCACAGGAACCGGUUUUAUUAAAUGUAAGAACAUUCGUACUAGAUAGAUAUAUUGGAUUGCAAUAAAAAUGGCUCACAUCAGCGUUGUUAAUGGUCAGGCUGAUGCAUUAUCUCUGAAGGAUAAGCAGAUAAAAAAUCACUUUGAAGAAGCUAAAUCUUGCCUAAACUCAUCAUUUGAUGGUACAAUGGAUAUUAUAGAUAUCCAUCAAAAUAUUGAGACAUUACCAACUGCAACUGAAAACUCUAAUAGUCUAGAUUACCAUAUUUCAAACACAUGCUGUGACACAUUCAAGAAUUCUGAAUCUCUUCGGUCCAAUUGUGAAAAUAAGGAUUUUGAUAAAAUUGAAAAUAUCCAUGAAAAUGGCUUAAUAAUAAGUGGUUCAUCGCCAAUAUCAGAACAAAGAAUUGAAACUAUUACCUCAUCAAAUACAGAUAUGGAAGAGACAAAUGGAUUGUCCGCAUCUUCUCAGCUGUUAAGCUCUGAGCUAGAAGACCUGUCCAAAACCAUUGUAUCAGGUGCCUGUACAAGCACUUUAGAGUCAUCAAAAAACAAAGAUGACCACAAUUUAUCACUUUCUGAAAUUAAGACUGAAUCCACACCUGAAGAAACUAGUUCAUUCAAUUCAAAUUUGUUGUGUGCUUCAGAGGAAAAUAUUAGUGAUAUUUCCAAAUCAAAUUGUUUGGAAUUUAAGAGCACAAAUAUUGCAACAGAAGUUUUAUCAGAAAAAUCUGAAAAUGUAAUAGUAAUAGCUAGAUCACUGCCCCAAGUUUGUUCAGAAAAUAAGAAUGUGUUCAGUGCAAAUGGUUUGAAACUCAAAGAGCAAAUAUUUGAAGAGUUAAAAGAAACUCAUUCUGCUGUGUCAAAUGAUCUCAAAACCAGUUGUGCAGAUGAGCUGGAUUCUAUCUCUCAUCAAAUACAAGGUGAGAGCAAGCACAUUAUCAAUCAUCUGUUAGUAGCUCCUAAUUUCACUAAAUGCAGCUUCCAUAAUUGUACUAAUGGCUUUAACUAUGGGAAAAAGUUAUUGUCUUCUUUUUUUUUAUUACUAAAACCAAGCAUUCAAUUACUGUAUAUAUAUAUAUAUAUAAUAUAAACAAAAAAUUCACAAUAAAAGAUUGAUGUGGGACCUGCUCGAUUAUUCUUUUGAUUUUUCAUGAUAAAAAAUACCUUUAUUUCAUAGGGAUGCCAUUUAAUUUUAAGUCAUUAAAAUGAAUGAAUCAAUUAAUAAAUAAAAUAUUUUAAAAACUAAUUAAUCUAUUUAGAAAUAUCAAUGGCUGAUACUUAAAUUAAAACUUGUGACCUAGCUAAAUUGCUUAAUAAACUUGAUUCUUAUUGUUUAGCCAAUAAGCGACAAAUUAAUAGUCUACUUUUGUGUAGCUGUGACAAUAUGUUGAAUUGAAAGUUGUUUGGUCCUUGUUAAUACACUAAUGCAAAUAAAUGCAUUUAUUGAUUGAGUGUAUAAAAAUGGCUCAAAAUGUUAUGAGUUUAAAAUAUUUUUUAGUUGUUAGCACGCCAUUAUAAUAUUAAAAAGUUUUUUUUUAAUAGUUCAUUGUUUCUUUACAGCAGUGAGUGAUCCACAUACUACAAGUCUUGAAAAGGAUGACCAAGAAAUGUUAAUAGACAAAGAGAAAAAACUUCUACCUUCAAGUCCUGAUAUGUCUGAUGACCUCUCAUCACACAAAGCUGAUGAUGUUAAUCCUUGUGACCCUCUAAUUCUUUUAGAAGAUGAAAAUGUGUUAUUAGACACUAAGAAUGAAAGUAAUGAAGACAUAGAAAUGUCUGACAUUCAAAUAACUAACAGUAUGACUUUAGUCGACCAUGAUCUUGAAGCAAUAGAUGAUGUGAUUGAUGUGAAGAUGUCAAAUAAAAUGGAUGAGAAAGUUUUGUGUGUGGGUGGUCAAGUGGUAAAUCAUAAAGAAAAUAAAUUCCUGAAUGUUGAUGGAAAUGUUGAUGACAGUGAGAUAGCAGGAAAGGUUGAAGUGAUUGGGAAAUUCAGUGGGCAAGUAAAUGAAGAGGUAAUCGAUAAUGUUAAUGUUCUAAGAAAAGAUGCACUCAUAGAUGAGAAAUUGGAUACCGGUACCUCUUUUUUAGACCCCAUAUCACACCCUAAAAAGACACCAGAUCUCGAUUUGUCAAUGUCUGGAAGUAAUUUAAUACUUAGUGAUGAUAUAUCUAACUGCACUAUCAAAAAAGGUGCAGACAUAAUAAUGAAAGGAACAGCAGAGCAGGCAAGUGGAGCAAAAGAAGAUGAAGUGGGGCACGUGACGGAAGAUAAAGAUGCUAAAAAUGAUGUUGAUUCAAAUGAUAAUAACCAUAAUGAAUCAAAGUACUCGCACAAUUCUUAUGAUUUGGAUGAUGAUGAUGAUGAUAUACUUUUUAUUGAUGAGACUGAUAAACUAUCAAUCAAAGAAACAAUUGGGCAGCCAAGAGACACUAAGACUCUUAGUGGGGUCUCUGCCCAGCUAAACUCUGAAAAUAUUUGUGAAUCAGAAUCAAAUGAAAAUGCUGAAACAAACAUGAAGACAGAACUUUCCAAAUCAGAAUGCCCAAGAAAACGUUUGAGCUCUGAUGAAAAUAAUGAGAGUACUGGCUCAUCAAAGCGCCUCAAGUUGAAUGUUAGUGAUGAGAAAUCUGUUAUGGAAGUUGAUGAAAGUAUUAUUUUUGCGGAAGACGAGCAGGCUACUACUAAACAUGAUGAUUCUGACAACAUGGGUACCGGAACUCAUUUAGAAAUUACAAGUGAGGUAAUUUCUCCAAGUGUAUUUAACAACAAAAUAGUUAAAUUGUUGAGUGAACUAAAUUUGAAACUUGAAAUUGAAAAAUUAAUAUACAUUUUCUCUAGAUAUCUUGUGAAUCUAUAAUUAUUCACCUUAUCUAUAUAUUUAUAUGGUGCAGUAUUUGUGUAGAAUUAAAACUUAGCAUAAGUGUUGGUAAUAAUCAAUAACUGGUUGCCAAUCCAAUUUUAAGCUGUACAAUUAACUACCGUUACUGGUAUAAACAUUUUUUUUAAAAGUUACUAUCCUUAUGGUAAAAGAAUAUUUUUAAAGAAAUAAAAUAGCCUACAACCUUUCCAUUAGGGUUAGGAAACUACCAGCUGGUCAUAGUUUAUUGUAAUAGAGAUAAUGGUAUAAAAGAUAUUAAGCUAAAUAUUUAUUCACAACCUUUUAAAAGUACUGGUUAAUGAAUUUUCUGAAAUUAAAAUGAAAAAUUAAUUUAAAUCGGCCAAAAAGAAAAAUUCUUUGUUAAAGGUACCAAAAAAAAAAAAAAGCUUUUGAUAGCUAAAACCCUCCCUUUGGAAAAUCUUGAAUAAAAUGUUCACUUAAAAAUCAUUUAGAAAUAACAUGUUGACUCGAACUGUUAGGAGGUAAUUUUUAUGUACCAAUACACAGAAAUUGAGGAGCAUCCUCUUCUUAAUUUAUCAAGCAAUUAUCGGUGUCCUUUAGAGUAAGACCAAGCUAUUUAUAAUUGCAGGUUUUGCAAGCAUUUAUAACUGCCCGUCUCAGAGCUUUCAUGAAAGAUAAAAAACAUAAUUUCAUUGAAAAACUCAACAAGCGCACAAGAAAUAUGCAGUCUGCCACCAAUUUGUGGAAAGAAACAGCUAAGCACUUAGAAAGAUCAGUGUUGGAUUUAACUCUUCUCAGCCAGAAACUAGAUCAACGAAGAAAUCAUCCAAGUGCAGCAAAGGUAAGUGUUGGGCAGUUUAUGUUUUUAUCAAUUAUUUACCAGCUAAUGUUCAAUCAGUACAUGGUACCAAUUUACUUUAAUUUCUUUCUUGAAUAAUAAGUCCAAAACUUGUAUAGCCGCUGAAGCUUUUUGUUAUUCAGAUUUAAACUUGAGAUGUACCAAUAAAUUAGAAGGACAAAGUGGUAUUUCGUACCUUUGUUUUUUCCUAAGAAUAUAGGAAAUCGUAGCAUUGGGACCCAAGUUGAUGAAGGCCAAGCAAAACCAUCACUAGGCAUGGUAGCUGUAAGUUUUUAUUUUGCUAUCAUUAGUAUGUGUACAGUACCAGUGCUAUUUAUUCUGAUCUACAAUCUGUUGGUCCAACUGUCUUGGUUACCAUACAUAAAACAAAGUUAACAUGUUUUUAUCUUACAUUUAAAUACCCGGUAUGAGUAAAUUAUAUCUGAAGAUAGAACUGGUAAGGCACCUGAACAAAAGAUUAAACCUUGGCAUAUACCAUUUGAUAGCUUUAUUAUUACUAAAUUUAAAUCGUUUAUCCAGGGAUCCCCAAAUAGAAGAAAAGAGUCGCUACUUUCUAGUGCUGCUUUAACUCUGCCACCAUCAGUUUUGUUGAAUCCAGCACAUGGUCAAAAUCUUACACCAAAACACCAUCAACAGGUGAAAGUUAAUUUUUGUCAUAGUGCAAGUUUUAUAUCGUAGAUCUUUUGUAGCAAACUGCUUUAAAAUUCAAAUAAUUAAAAUUAAUAAAACCUUUUCAUAAAAAUAGAUUUUCUGUAUCAAUUAAAAAUACUGUUAUUAUUAUUAUUAAUACCGGUAUCAAAAUUUUCUUUUCUCAAGACUAGUGUAUAUAUUUUGUUUGAUAAAUCUCUACUGUUUAUUUAAUUUGAAAUAUGUUAACUUGAAAAUAUAUUGAUAUCUUGACAGAUAUCUUCAAGUACCAGUAAUGUUAAUAGAGCAGCUGUUCGAGGACGACCCAUUACACCACAGGUCAACCCAGCACCACAAAAUAGACUCGGCAAAGUUCCAUUGCAACAGAAUAAUUCACCACGAUUUCCAUCUUCAUCAUCACCCAGGCUGGCGUCUGUUCCACCAUCUAAAGCUAUCCAGCAAGGUGCUAGAUUUCCUAUAGCCAAUCAAACAUCGAUUCCUUCGUUUAACAACAACAAUCUUAUAGACUUGACAGAUGAAGAAGAUAUUUCUAAAAAGUCUGGUAAAACUGCACCAACUCAUUCAUUGACACAAGCCACUUCCAGAACUGUUAAAUCAUCAAGUACUGCCCCAGCUAAUGGUUAUGUUCAUAAUGGUGCUUUACCCGCAAAUGCACAGCCUGUUUUGAUGGGCCCAAAUUCUCAGUUCCUUGGAUCUGGAAACUCUUCGGUUACAGGAACUCCUUUCCAGGUUGUUCCUCUUAACUCCACCUCAUCAUCCAGGGCACCUAUGUUUGCUUUUCUACCUAGUACCAGACCGGGUGCACCUGUAAAUACUCUAAUACAGCCCAGAAAUACCCAGCUGAAUAGCUCCAAUGUUUCUACAAAUGCCCCAGUCAACACAAAACAAUCUCUACCACCAUCUUUCCAUUUGAGUGUGAGUAUUUAUUUUGUAAAUAUCCUCAAACCCCUUGGAUUCUCUUGUUACAAAACAGUUGUUGUCAAAUUGUUUUUAUUGUUUUGUCACAACUGAGAAAGUUUGACACCCAAUUCACCUAGAAGACUUUUUGGUAUGUCUUCCUUUUUUAGCAUGAUAAGAAUUAAAGUAGAAAUUCCUUCCUAAAUUCAGAUUCAUCAUUGAAACUUACUACUCAGUGAGCCCCUCCCCAAAAAAUAUUUGAUAAAUUCAAAAUAUAGGGAUGCAUUUUGGCCAUACAUGAAUUAAGUCUAUCAUCCUUCUACACUUAAUCUGAGAACAACAGUAGAGAUGUUAGUGGAAAGUUGGCUUCUCUCUAUACAAAUCCUUUAUUAUUCAUUUGAAGCAAAUAGUAAUGUUUUAGUUGUAUCAUUUUUAUUUUAAAACAUCAUUUUUUAAAACUAUGUUACCAUAAUAAAUGUUUUAAAAAAUAGUCCAAAUAAGCUGUCCUUCCACUCCUGUCGCACAGCCCCAGGUUAUGACUGCAUUUUUGGAUCUCAUUGUUAUCGUUUCAAUAAUGGGCAAAUCUGUGAUUUAUCUUUAUGUAAUAGCAACCCUCCUGUGACACGAACCUUUUUUUUCUGCCUACAUCAUUCCCUUUCGAUCUGCAUUUCAAGAUAAGUAGUGGGGGCCACGUUGUUGGAUUUCACAAUUGUUGCUGAAGUCAUCUUAAGCAGUGUUCACUUUUUAUCACUACAGCACCGUACCACUGAUGAAAGAAAAUCGUAAUUUUAAACAAAUGUUUUUUUAAUUGUCAAUAAAUGAAGAAAAAACAGUUUUAUCCUUGAAAAGGUCUUUUGUUGAAAUGAUCUCAUAUGGUCCUUCUUGCCGUGCUGGGUGGCAGAGUGGUUUAAACUGAGUCAAUCCCAAGCUUGUGGAGUUCAAUCCCCAGCAAAAUACUAGACAAGUAAAAAACAGUGCCCCCAGGUGGAUGGGACAUGUUAACCUUGGAUGACAACUCAUCUAAGAGAAGACAAGCUCUGAAAUUAAACCCAUAGAUGGAGUCCCAUAGGUGUUAUGACACUGACACCAUGAAAAUUCCGACAACUCCUGCAAUGUGGAAUGCAUAACAGCACAAUGAGACAAAAGGAACACUGUCGGUCAUCCGUUGCAUCCUGGUCUAUUUCCAGUGGUCUUGCUCUUGGAACAAUUCGGGAAGGACGAGGGAGUGAGGCUGACAAAUUGAGCAAUACUCCAUCACUUUACACAAAAUACAGCUCAAGUCAAGGCCUACUACUCAAGUCAAGGCCUACUACUCAAGUCAAGGCCUACUACUCAAGUCGAAACCUUGCUCAUCUUCACAUGCAAAGGACAAAUAAUAAAUCAACUAAAAGCUACAGCUCCUGCCAAUCUAACUAUCAACACAUGUCCAAAUUCUACAACAUUCAAGAUUAAAAACUUGUUCGUCUUCAAUAUUGCUUAUUUACAUGUCAUGAGGUGUUUUUUUUUUUUUUUUUUUAAAAAUUGUGACUCUUUUUUUUCCCCCCCCCCCCCCCCCCCCUUUUCCUGUACAAAGGAUGUUAUGUUGUUUUUGUAAGUAAAUGCUAUAACAAUUUUAUUUUUGUUACAACCAACAAAGAAUGUUUUUUAAAACAAUUUCAAGUACCUCAGGUACUUGUGAAUCAUUAUUCAAAGAUAAGAAUGUGUGAUGUCAAAGUUAGGUUCAAAUAUUAUGUGUGACGUAAUUCCAAUUUUUUUCAGAGUAAGCAUCCUGCCCCACUGCCCUCUCAUCAAGAUGCCGGGAAUGCCCCUCCUAAUGCUAAAAAUCGCCCUCCAAAACCUGUUUUAAGAAUAUCCCAAGUGUCUCAAGGUAAAAAGAAUUCGAGCUCGGAAAAAAAUGUUGUACCAGUAUAUUAAUUGUUAGAUUUGUUAAAACUAAUUUAAUUUUUAUUAAGUUUUGAUAAUUUUUACUUUAUGUAAUUUAGAUGUAUUAGAGUUACUAAGCACUUCAUAAUAUUUUAAAAUACCAAGUACAGGCACUGCAACAUCAUAAGAAAUAUUGAUUUUAAAUUAACACUGGGACUGGGAUGUUAAAUGUACUUCUAAUUACCAGCCUGCAUGUCUUUCAUUUGUAAUUGUUAAAAAUUCAAUCCUGAUUCAGAAUUGAAAAUUAUGGUGUGAAGGGUUUAUCUUUGAGUUGUUUAUUGUGCAUGCAAAAAUACUAUAUGCAAUAACAGUACUAAAUUUAGUGUGGUAAUUCAGAUUUGCUGACUUUAAGUGUACCGGUUCUGGUAACCAAGGGGAUACGAUUUUUGUGAAAAAGGAAAAUACCGGUAUUCAUGUAAUUAUUCAAAAAUUUUUAGUAGGCCUGAUGCUAUUUUCAAACUUGCUUUUAGGCAUAGUGCUGUCUUGGAAUAUGCCAUCAUUAGAUGAUUCAGAAAAAAUUGCCUCCUACCAACUCUUUGCUUACCAAGAAACAGAAACAUCUAUACCGAAAUCUACCUUAUGGAAGAAGGUAACAGAUCAGCCCAGUUUCCUCUAUAAGAUAGCUAUUGUAAUAAUGAGAAAGAAGUGAUUUGGUUGUAUCAAGUUAAGUUUUAUUUAGAAAUGCAGCAAAAAACUAGUCCUUUCACAUUUUGGUUCAGUUUUGAUUAUUACGGUACUUAUACAUUUGGAUAAAUAUCUGCCACUACAAGUAUGCCUUUCAAAACUUUUUGUUUCUAGCAAUACAUCUCUAAAAAAAAAAUUAAUUCAGAAUACAUUUGUAGUCAUGUAACCACACAGUGUAUACAUGGAAUAAAUUUUGAUUGAUUUUAAUUCAAAAUAUGUUAUGUUAUAGCGCCUUUAAAAAAUUAGAUUUUUAACUUCAGGUUGGUGAUGUCAAGGCCCUACCUCUACCAAUGGCAUGCACGCUGACACAGUUCCAGCAGGGUAACAAGUAUCACUUUGCUGUACGAGCCGUAGACCAGUAUGGGAGGUGUGGUUUGUACAGUGAUUCCAGUUCCAUCUUUCUUGGCCAGGGAACAUAAAAUACUUUCACUCCGUUUAGUGCAGGGUUAUGUUUUCUCAAAGAGAAACCUCAAUUUCUUUGUAUAUGAUGAGCUUCAUUUCUUUGUAUAUGAGCUUCAUUUCUCUGUAUAUAGAUUUAUCAAAUAUUGAGCUCUAAGGGCAUUACAUUGUUAGGAGUCACUGCAUGAUGCGGUACAAGUUAUAUGAACAUAUUUUCAAAUUUGUAGCCUAUGGCUGUCAAGUUUGUCCUGUAUCAACUUUCUUGUUUUGAUAGACGAUAACAUCAUCAUCACCUUACAUUAUAUAAUACAUUUUAACCUAGCUUCUAAUCCUGACUGAAACGAUCUUCUUCCAAAUCAUCUACAGCAUUCAUGACUAACUUAUUGUUUGCGAGGGUCAGUCAACUCCAUUCUGUUCAUUUGAAGGGUUGGAUUGAUCUAUUAUUAAUACCUAUUACAUAGGUUGUUAUAUUGGAUGCAUCCGGGUGGCAGUUGAUUCUGUCAAUGAUUAAGUCUAACAUUUCUUGUUCCUGUUAAGAUUUUGUGAACUCAAGCGCUGGCCCUAAAGUUUUAAAAUGUUUCAUAAUACAAUUUUUAAAAUCAUCUUUCUUUCUUUCUUUCUU
This is a messenger RNA of Lymnaea stagnalis (great pond snail), 13461 nucleotides long. The record is from the annotation of a GenBank genome assembly. NCBI's taxonomy places the organism in Eukaryota, Metazoa, Mollusca, Gastropoda, Lymnaeidae.